Molecule: messenger RNA, 1650 nt
Organism: Lolium rigidum
Lineage: Eukaryota; Viridiplantae; Streptophyta; Magnoliopsida; Poales; Poaceae
Product: aspartyl protease family protein At5g10770-like
Exons: 2
Coding region: 179-1573 (464 amino acids)
Biological process (GO): proteolysis
Molecular function (GO): aspartic-type endopeptidase activity
Source: RefSeq, a predicted model, not a curated record
AUUAAAAACUGUUGAAAGCUACCCGAGAGAUUCCCGAGCGCAGAAGGCGCGCGCCUGGCCAUGCGGCGGGGAAACUCUAUAAAAGGCCUCACGGGUGCUGAGCUUAGUGCUAUCCACAGCCUGCACUGAGCUACCCACCGCAGCAAAGAAGAGGAGGAAGAAGAAGGUUUCAGACAAGAUGGCCCCGUCUCCCCUUCUCCUGGCUGCCUUCUCCCUGCUCUUCGCGGUGGCGACUCCUAUCAGGGAUAUCACUGACGCCUGCUCGUCGCAAGUGCAGGCUGCAGAUUUCGAGCACCUGAACGGCACCGCCCUGCACCUCCCGCUGCACCACCCGCGCGGGCCCUGCUCGCCGGCGGCGGUCCCGUCCGACCUCCCCUUCUCGGCGGUGCUCACCCACGAUGCCGCCCGCAUCUCCUCCUUCGCGGCGCGCCUCGCCAAGACGCCGUCCUCCUCCGCGGCGCGCCCGGUCACCACCACAUCGGCCUCCUCGCUCUACCGCCCCGACAGCUCCCUCGCGUCCGUGCCGCUCACGCCCGGCACCUCCUUCGGCGUGGGCAACUACGUGACCCGCAUGGGGCUGGGCACGCCGGCCAAGCCGUACGUCAUGGUGGUCGACACCGGCUCCUCCCUCACCUGGCUGCAGUGCUCCCCGUGCCGUAUCUCCUGCCACCGCCAGUCCGGCCCGGUGUUCGACCCCAAGACCUCCAGCUCCUACUCCUCCGUCUCCUGCUCCACGCCGCAGUGCACCGACCUCUCCACCGCCACGCUCAACCCGGCCGCCUGCUCCUCCUCCGACGUCUGCAUCUACCAGGCCAGCUACGGCGACAGCUCCUUCUCCGUUGGCUACCUCAGCAAGGACACCGUCUCCUUCGGCUCCAACUCCGUCCCCAACUUCUACUACGGCUGCGGCCAGGACAACGAGGGUCUCUUCGGCCAAUCCGCGGGCCUCAUGGGCCUCGCCCGCAACAAGCUGUCCCUGCUCUACCAGCUCGCGCCCACCCUCGGCUACUCCUUCUCCUACUGCCUCCCGUCCUCCUCCUCCUCCGGGUACCUCUCCAUCGGCUCCUACAACCCCGGCCAGUACUCCUACACGCCCAUGGUGGCCAGCAACCUCGACGACUCGCUCUACUUCAUCAAGCUCUCCGGGAUGACCGUCGCCGGGAAGCCACUCUCUGUGUCCUCGUCCGAGUACUCCAGCCUACCCACCAUCAUCGACUCCGGCACCGUCAUCACGCGCCUGCCCACCAGCGUCUACACCGCGCUCAGCAAGGCCGUGGCGGGGGGCAUGAAGGGCACCAAGCGCGCCGACGCCUACUCCAUCCUCGACACCUGCUUCAUCGGCCAGGCGUCGCAGCUGCGCGCCCCGGCUGUCACCAUGGAUUUCGCCGGCGGCGCGUCGCUCAAGCUCAAGGCGCAGAACCUGCUCGUCGACGUCGACAGCUCCACCACCUGCCUGGCCUUCGCGCCCGCCAGGAGCGCCGCCAUCAUCGGCAACACGCAGCAGCAGUCCUUCAGCGUCGUCUACGACGUCAAGAGCAACAAGAUCGGCUUCGCGGCAGGCGGAUGCAAGUAAUUUAAGGAUCGAGGGUGAACGCACGUACGUAUGCACAGACGAGGACGACUUGGGUAAAUGGGUGACGCAUUAUUUGC